AUGGGUAAAAUUAAAAAACCUAAACCCACUAAGGAACUCAAGGGCGUUAUUAAACAGGGCAUGCUGUUUAAAAAAAGCGCCGGACAACACAUUUUAAAAAAUCCUUUAGUUAUUCAAAACAUGGUAGAAAAAGCCGCAUUAAAAUCUACAGAUAUUGUAUUAGAAAUAGGUCCUGGAACGGGAAAUAUGACCGUUAAAUUAUUGGAUAAAGCCAAAAAAGUUAUAGCUUGUGAAGUAGACGUCAGAAUGGUUGCUGAAUUACAAAAACGAGUUCAAUGCACUCCAUAUCAAUCGAAAUUGGAAAUCAUUGUUGGAGAUGUAUUGAAAUCUGAAUUGCCUUUUUUUAAUGCUUGUGUAGCCAAUAUACCUUAUCAAAUUUCAUCACCAUUAGUAUUUAAAUUAUUGUUACAUAGACCAUUUUUUAGAUGUGCAAUUUUAAUGUUUCAAAAAGAAUUUGCACAUAGAUUAGUCGCAAAGCCUGGAGACAAAUUAUAUUGCAGGCUAUCAAUCAAUACUCAACUUUUGGCUAGAGUCGAUAUAGUUAUGAAAGUAGCAAAAAAUAAUUUCAGACCUCCUCCAAAAGUUGAAUCGAGUGUAGUGAGAAUAGAACCAAGGAAUCCACCUCCACCCAUACAAUUUAAAGAAUGGGAUGGUUUGACGAGAAUUGCUUUUCUUAGAAAAAACAAAACUUUGGGUGCUGCAUUUAGACAAACAUCAGUUUUAGCUGUUUUAGAAAAAAAUUACAUGAUACAUUGUUCUUUGAAUAAUAUUGAGAUACCGAAUAAUUUUAAUAUAAAAGAAAAAAUUGAACCAAUUUUAGAAAAAAUAGGAGCAGAUUCUAAAAGAGCAAGAACUAUGGACAUUGAUGAUUUCUUAUCGGUGUUGUAUGCUUUUAAUGCAGAAGGAAUUCAUUUCAGUUAA
Messenger RNA from Pediculus humanus corporis (human body louse), 921 nucleotides. Its product is annotated as dimethyladenosine transferase, putative. The transcript is spliced from 6 exons. Gene Ontology annotation, molecular function: rRNA (adenine-N6,N6-)-dimethyltransferase activity. NCBI's taxonomy places the organism in Eukaryota, Metazoa, Arthropoda, Insecta, Psocodea, Pediculidae. Gene Ontology annotation, biological process: rRNA methylation. Gene Ontology annotation, cellular component: mitochondrial matrix. The coding region runs from base 1 to 921 and encodes 306 amino acids. The record is from RefSeq and is a predicted model, not a curated record.